GAGAACAUGAACAAUACAUUGCUUCAUUGCCUGCUCCUACACCAGUUCAUCCAAGUCAAAGUGCUAUUAUCAAGAUCAAACGGCUCAUAACGAUCAGAUUUUGCAAACCCCAUGUUGGGUCCCACUUAGUGUCAAAGUAAUCAACGGCAAAGCAUUUCUUGGGGAACCACAAAACAAAAAUCACCAUCAUGCCCCGUUUAUUUCACUCAUUUACUGAUGCCUACGCCAACCUUUUAGAAACCUACGCUCGUGAUCGAGCGCUGAAAUCGGGAAGACUACUCCACGCGCACCUGAUCAUCAAUGGGUUGGUUCGUUUGACUUAUUUAGCCUCCAAGUUCAUAGGUUUUUACACUGAGUGUGGCCAAAUAUCAGAUGCUCGUAAACUGUUCGAUAAAAUUCCCAAAACAAAUGUCAGUCGUUGGAUUUCCAUCAUAGGUGCAUAUUCUCGACGUGGGUAUUAUCAGGAGGCAAUAAAUGUUUUCUCUGAAAUGCAAGCAGAAGCUUUGGGAGUUAACAUAUAUGUUAUCCCCAGCAUUUUGAAGGCUUGUGGGCACGUUUUGGAUCAAGAAACAGGAAAGAAAAUACAUUGCUUGUGCCUCAAGAAAUCUUUUGAAACUGAUGCUUUUGUUACUAGUUCUCUUAUUGCUAUGUACGCGAAAUGUGGGCAAGUUGAAAAGGCGAAAAAAGUGUUUGAUGGGAUGUUUGAGAAAGAUUUGGUAGCUUUGAAUGCUGUUGUUUCAGGAUAUGCUCAAAAGGGGCUUGUAGAAGAAGGGUUACGUUUGGUAUUGGAGAUGAAAUUGAUGGGAGUUGGGCCUGAUGUGGUUACUUGGAACACUUUGAUUGCUGGUUUUUCAAAGAAAGAUGAACAUUGGAUGGUGUCCAAAGUUCUUGAAUUGAUGUUGGCUUAUGGGAUUGGGCCUGAUGUGGUAUCUUGGACUUCUGUCAUAUCGGGGCUUGUGCAGAAUUUUCGAUAUGAUGAGGCUUUUGGUAGUUUUAAGAAGAUGAUUAAGCAAGGGCUCUAUCCAAGUUCAGCCACAAUUAGUAGUCUUUUGCCUGCUUGCAUGAGUGCAGUGGAUUUGAAGCUUGGGAAGGAGGUCCAUGGAUAUGCGUUGGUGAUUGGGGCUGAAAAUGAUAUUUAUGUGAAGAGUGCUCUUGUUGAUAUGUAUGCUAAGUGUGGCUUUAUAUCUGAAGCAAGAACUUUGUUUUAUAAAAUGUCUGAAAGGAACAUUGUUACUUGGAAUUCAGUGAUCUUUGGGUAUGCAAAUCAUGGAUUCUGUGAGGAAGCGAUUGACCUUUUCAGACAGAUGGAGGAGGAGGGGAAGAAGCCAGAUCACUUGACUUUCACAGCAGUCCUCACUGCUUGUAGUCAUGCUGGAUUGGUUGAGCAUGGACAGAGUUUAUUCAACUUGAUGCACGAGAAGUACAAGAUUACCCCAAGAUCGGAGCAUUAUGCUUGCCUAGUAGAUCUUUUUGGUCGAGCAGGAAAAGUUAAUGAGGCUUAUGAUGUUAUUAAGACAAUGCCUAUAGAACCAGAUUCAUUUGUAUGGGGGGCACUAUUAGGAGCAUGUAGGACCCAUGGGAAUAUUCAUCUUGCUGAGCUAGCAGCUAAACAUUUGCGACGGCUUGAGCCUGGCAGCACAGGAAACAAUUUGCUGUUGGCAAAUUUAUAUGCUGAUGUUGGCAGUUGGGGAAAUGCUUUAAGGUUAAAGAAGAUGAUAAAGAAAAGGAAGCUGAGAAAAUUUCUGGGAUGCAGUUGGUUAGAAGGUUCCUAAUGCUUAAGCAUGAUUUCUUAAAAUGUGACGUAUUUUCCCCGAGGAUGAUUGAUAUUCCUCGUGCUUUGUGUUAUGAUUUUCUCAAGCUCACUUGUGCAGUUCACUCAUCAAUUGUUUGGCUUCGGGAUUACAGGUCCUUCAUGCCUUGCAUUCUCAUGAAAGGAUGAUUGGAAGCUAUAGCAGAGCCCUGAGGUAAGGCUUCUACUGCAUUCCCUAGAGUAUCUUUCUUUUCUGUUGGAAAAGUUCAAACUCUCUUGUACAUAUUGCAUCGAUGCGCUACAUUUAGGUGAAAGAACUCAAAACUUCCACAAGCUAAGAAGUUGUGGAUGAAGUUUGGGGAUGCUCAGAUCCAAAAAGACAAAAAAAAUGGGGCAUAAAUUUAUUCGGGAUAAUGAGUCCUUCAUGAGGGGACCAUGUAAAAAGGCUUGAAACUGUUGGACUGCAGCGCAGGAAUGUUGUUCAGAGGCGGGAUGCGAAGACAUUCUGGUGGAGUUUUUCAGAGAGGCACCAGUAGAAAAGAUAAAAAGAAAAGACCAAGAAUAUUCGAACUGGUGGUGGCCUGCUAUGUACUUUUGAUUUCAAAUGGAGAUAUUGUUAGCUCCUCUGUCAUGUCGACAUUUACAUUCCACACGAAAUUGCUUGAGCUUUAAAAUGAAUCCAGACUCUCAAACAUUCACCUUUAUAUGCACCUUUUCUUUCUUUCUUCCCAUUUGUUCUCUUUUCUAGUCAAGUUUUCAAUCUUUUUGGUUUGCUUUGAAAGACUAUAACCAGCACAAUGUGAGGCCAGAAACAAAAUUCCCCAUAAUUCCUUGCUGUUGGGUUAACUAUGCUGACGUUCAAUGAUCUUCCAAAUAUUUGGAUAAGUGCAAAGAUGCCCAUGCAAAGGAAUAAAGUACUUUAAAAUCUCAAACCUGCAAAAGUAUAUAAAACAAUAGAUUUGUUAAUUUCUUUCCUAAUAACCCAAAAAUUUGCCAAUAUUUGGGUAGUGACAUGUUGGAACAACCAUUGCCCUUGCCGAAAGGUCAAUUCUCUGGUAUCAGCAUGUGCUCCGUUGUUAUCCUUGAUUGGCAACAAGUUGCAGAACUAGUGACAAACAGGCUCCUGCCAGAAGCACAACAGAAUUGCCCCAAA
Theobroma umbraticum is the source of this 2903-nucleotide messenger RNA. Its product is annotated as Tetratricopeptide repeat (TPR)-like superfamily protein. The record is from RefSeq and is a predicted model, not a curated record. Gene Ontology annotation, biological process: RNA modification. Gene Ontology annotation, molecular function: RNA binding; protein binding. Lineage: Eukaryota; Viridiplantae; Streptophyta; Magnoliopsida; Malvales; Malvaceae.